UUUUUUUUUUUUUUUUUUUUUAAGACUCCCGUCUUUCGCAGCUCAUAUUCAUUACCACCACCGCUACAAUGAUCGUCAACAAGAAAUUCGACCGCUUCAAACAAUGGGCUGGAGAGAGAAUGGGAGGUGAAGUCAAGACUAAUGUCUCUGACGACUUCAAGGCACUGGAGACGGAAAUGACAGUUCGUCAUGAAGGUAUUGAUCGAAUUCAUAAGUCUAUGACCGCCUAUGUCAAAUCCAUUUCCAAGCGCAGCGAAGGUGAUGACAAGGAGAAGACUCUACCCAUUGCUCACCUGGGAGGAACUAUGAUCACCCACGGAGAGGAUUACGAUGCGAACUCCGAAUACGGACGCUGCCUUACCAUGUUUGGAAGGGCAGAAGAGCGUCUAGCGCGCAUCCAAGAAGCCUACAUAGCACAGGCGACUACGAGCUGGCUCGAGUCCUUGGAGCGAUCCUUGACCCAAUUGAAAGAUUACCACACUGCGCGCAAGAAGCUGGACAGCCGACGCUUGGCGUACGAUACUUCGCUCUCCAAGAUGCAGAAAGCUAAGAGGGAGGAUUUCCGUGUCGAGGAGGAACUACGCACCCAAAAGGUUAAAUACGAAGAAGCAAAUGAAGAAGUGCACCGGCGUAUGGUUGAUAUUAAGCACUCUGAAGCUGAGAAUAUCAUGGAUUUGAAUGCAUUCCUGGAUGCGCAACUGAACUAUCACGAGCAAUGCAGGGAGGUGCUGCUCCGAAUGAAGAACGAGUUUCCUACCGACCAACCCUCCAGCCAGACUUCGAAUGGCCGCCGUGGAACGCGCUCCAGAUCUAAUACUGCACAUUCGUUCCAUGAUCGCUAUGAGCCCCUGCAUGAGGAGCAGACUAAUGAAGUACGACCAAUUAUUCGAUCCAACACACACAACCUGAUCGAGACUCCUAUUCGGGGACCCUAUUCUCAAGACACAAGUCCCGCUCGUCCUGUUCUGGGCCGCACGCCUACAUUCGAAGGCCCUACACAGCUACGGCAGACUCAAGAGUAUUCUUCGAGCCAAUGGCCCCCCCGCACGAACAGUGAGAACUCGGUCACGCGCAGAAACAGUAUUCAAGCCCGUCCUAUUAGCCGAGUGGUCCCUGACCGCGCAGACGAUGCUAGUUUCCAGAGCGGCAGUGUUUCUGAUCGAUCGGAUCACGGCUGGCCGGAAACCCAAUCUACAUCCGGAGAAACAUUGUCACGAAGAACGAGCAUGGCGACCCUGAACAGCAUUACUGCUCAUAAAAAAGCUCCUCCUCCACCACCUCCCUCCCGCGCCAAGAAACCCGCCCCUCCACCUCCUAUGAAACGGCCUAUGAUGAGCGCAACUCAGGUGUAAUGAUUUGGGGGUGGGUUGCUUUGGAUAGAAAUCUCUGUAUCGGGAUCGAUCCGACCGUAGUGACGACCGCGCGCGCUUUUCGUACACGUGUCUAGUUUUAGCCAUCGGUUUUCUCCGCUUUCACCUCGCUGGCGAGCUUGAAAGGCGGGCCCAGUCCUGGUUUGUCAGAGGAAAACGUGUUAUGAUUUUGACAUUAUGUAUCAUUCUUAGUGAUUCUGUAAAGCAACAACUGGUGAUGGGAGAUUGUAUUGGUGACAUGGAGUUUGAGAGCGGUUUAAUAUAUUCUUCUUGGUAUCAUGCA
Molecule: messenger RNA, 1653 nt
Organism: Aspergillus ochraceoroseus IBT 24754
Lineage: Eukaryota; Fungi; Ascomycota; Eurotiomycetes; Eurotiales; Aspergillaceae
Product: BAR domain protein
Exons: 5
Coding region: 69-1352 (427 amino acids)
Cellular component (GO): cytoplasm
Molecular function (GO): protein binding
Source: RefSeq, a predicted model, not a curated record